CCGCACCUCUCUCUCUCUCUCUCUCUCUCUCUGCUCUGCUCUGCUCGUACGGAAAACCCCAAUCCACCCACGACCAGCCAGCCAGCCAGCCGCCGCAAAAGCCGCACUGAGUCCCUAGCCCCAAACCCCGGGGAUCCGUUUGGUGGAGGCGAAGCAUCGGGUCAGGGCGGCAUGUCCGGCGGCGGAAGAGGAGGAGGGGAGGAGGAGGAGGUGGUGCACAUGGAGGACGCGGUGAACAUGCUCGUGGAGCACCUCGUGAAGCCCGUGCUGCCGCGGGGCGCGAUCUUUGGCGCCGCCCAGGGGGAGCGCCACAUGGAGCCGGACAAACAGCGCGCCGUCGCGCAGCAGAUUCACACGGCCAUCAUCUUGUACAACUACUACCACAGGAAGAUGUCGCCGCAGCUUGCAUUUGCAGAUCCCAAACGGUUUUUUGUGUGUGCUUCUCUUUCUGCUGGAGAGGAUCUGCUUGCGUACUUGAGUAUGGUUCAUGAGCGUGAGAGCAAUCCUGGCAAGCAUGUGAGGCUAUCUGUUACUGACAGAGCAGCGAUACAGGCAUGUGAGAUCGCUGAAGAACUCGACGCGAGCAAAGAUUCUCCAGACAUGGCAAUGUGGCCAAUAUCAAAAGUUGCUGUGCUUCUUCUUGAUUUGACAAGAAAAAAAUGUUUGAUUGAGUAUAGUGCUAAUACCAAGGGUAUCUGGUCAAUCAUAGAGAAGGAAAUAGAUGCAACAGCUGGUAAUUCACACAGUACCAACCAGCCAGCAGGCCAGGAAUCAACAGGUAAAGGAAACGUGGGUGCUCUGAAUACACCAUAUAUGCUUCGUCAACAAGCCUAUUCGGAGGUGGAACGUAGAACAGGUAUGAAGGGCUCAAACUUGCGUCUUCUCGAUGAAACUUUGGCAUACUCGUUGAGUAAAGAAAGGACGACUACCAAGUUAUUUAUUGUGGAGUAUGAGCAAACCAUGGAAGGCAACCUUGUAGAAAUGUGUCUAGAAGAGUUGAUUAGCAGUAUGACUGGUCCGCUAUUUGCAAAUGAUCCAUUUCCAAAAACAACAUCUGUAGUUGAGUAUUAUCACAUUCUUCCGUAUAAGGAGAUUUUGUUUGAACUCCUCCACAGGAAAUGGCCUUCUGAUUCUCCACUGAACGAACAAUCACAUCGACAUGGAAAAGGUUCAUUGCACUCUGUAAUAGAUGAAAAUGUGGAAGAGCAAGAUGUGAAUAGCACGUCUAAGAUGCAAAAACGAAUUACAAAAGUGUCAACUCCAAAGCAAAGCAAACAAGCAAUUGCUGCCAAUAGCAACCAGGACUACAGGACCAGCAAGCACAAGAGAAACAGCAAAAGAAAAUCUGAAGCCUCCAGGGCUGAUGUCUGUGCAGAGGGUCCAGAUGCUGAGAUCCACAGAAUAGAAAAUGGUCCACCUCCUGUUAUUAUUGAUUUGGAAACUUCAAAACCUCUGACUAAGUCAAGAAAUACAAAAGCUGCUGCAGCAGCAAGUCGAGAAACUAAAAUCCUACAAGCCGUGGAUAAGAACAAAACACAGAAGCAGUCUAGACGUGACAAUGUGCCCCAAGAUGUCUUUACUGCAGAGGCACCACAUGUUGAUCUAAUGAAGAACCGUGCUUUGGAACAUCAAAAUAUGGAUGUGUCAGAAAAGUCAGGUGGCACCACUGAGUACACCAAUGACCAGAUAUAUGAUUCGCUGCAAUCAAUUCAGAAAAUACGGGAUGAGAUUCUUCGCAAGGAAUGCAUACUUCAAGAACGAAGUGCUCAGUGUGAUAUGGACAUUCAGACAAUCUUGAGCGAAGGGAAGAUGACACCAAAAACUGCAUCAAUAAUACACAAAUACAAGGAAACUUGCUCAGAUAUGAUGGAUGUUGCCAAUUCAUCUUGCUCUGGAGAUGGUGGCCAAUCCAUCACUCAGAGGAAGGGAUUGAGGGAGGCACUCCUCCGACACAAUUCAUGCGAGGAGCUUGAUGAGAUCUGCCGUGGGGGCAAUUGGAUAUUCCCAAGAUACACAGUAGUACCUUCAGUAUCAGAUGGAAUGUUCCACGCCAGUGUACGUUUGACAUGCCCCGAGUUUGAGAUGAGCAUCACUGGUGGCCCUCGUCUGACCGCACACGAGGCAAGGUGCUCAGCAGCUGCCAAUAUGAUACUGGAGCUUCACAAGAAGGCGGAGGAGGAAGAACAGUAGGGUACCUGGUGCAAAAUCACAACUCCUAAAUCGCGGUACUGCAGGUGGCUGGAACGAGUUGUUAUUUAGUCCUUACAACUUUGAACCAAACUUAGUGUGGAACAUAAUCACGUUGGUACCUUGCCUAGCUAUUUUACCUACGGGAGGUUGACUCCUUGUGUCCUGUCGGUAUUAUGGUUGUUUGUUAAGGUCGUGACCAACCCCGGACUGUUAUUUGAAAAUUUCUGUGACGCUGCAGCUUCAUUGUCUAUUCUGUUAUGGAAGUGAACACAAAUUGUCUAGCUAUUUCUUGA
This is a messenger RNA of Aegilops tauschii subsp. strangulata, 2483 nucleotides long. RefSeq lists its product as uncharacterized. NCBI's taxonomy places the organism in Eukaryota, Viridiplantae, Streptophyta, Magnoliopsida, Poales, Poaceae. The record is from RefSeq and is a predicted model, not a curated record.